AUGGAAUCUUUAAUGCUGAUUCAGACAAGUGGAAGUACCAGAGAAUUAAGAACUAUUGUGGACUUGCAAGACAUCUUUCAAAGGUUCACUUUUGACAGUAUUUGCUCCAUGGUGUUGGCAUUUGAUCCCAAUUGCCUUCCUAACAAGCUCACUCGAUUCCCUGAGGUUGCUGUUGAGAAAGCUUUCAACAAAAUGGAGGAUACAAUUCUCUAUAGACAUCUGGUCCCAAGAUGGUUCUGGAAUUUGCAGAUAUGGCUUCAAAUUGGACAUGAGAAUGACUCCAUUGCUAUCCUUCGAAUUGUCGAGCAAUUCUUCCAUGAUCGUAUAUCAUCUAGUCCGGAAGAAAGAAGUGGAUUCAACUACACCAAAGAUGAUGAAUCAAACUUUGACAUGCUUAAAGCUCCUGUAGAGGAAAGUGGAAUGGAACAGGUAGAUCACAAGUUUCUAAGAGACAUUGCAGUUAAUCUCUUAGCAGCUAGAAGGGACACAAUUAGUGCAAGUUUAUGUUGGUUUUUCUGGCUUGUUUCAACUCACCCUAAUGUUGAAACCAAAAUCCUUGGAUAA
Molecule: messenger RNA, 564 nt
Organism: Arachis ipaensis
Lineage: Eukaryota; Viridiplantae; Streptophyta; Magnoliopsida; Fabales; Fabaceae
Source: RefSeq, a predicted model, not a curated record